CGCAGCGGGGACACCAUGGCCACUGGCUGCGUGCUGGACGAGGAGGAAACUCUGAAGAAGUUGAUAGUCAGGCUGAACAAUGUCCAGGAAGGCAAGCAGAUAGAAACGCUGGUUCAGAUCCUGGAGGACAUGCUGGUGUUCACGUACUCCGAACACGCCUCCAAGCUAUUUGAAGGCAAAAAUUUCCACGUGUCUCUGCUGAUCGUCCUGGACUCGUACAUGCGAGUCGCAAGUGUGCAGCAGGUGGGUUGGUCACUGCUAUGCAAAUUAAUAGAAGUCUGUCCAGGUACAAUGCAAAGCUUAAUGGGACCCCAUGACAUUGGAAAUGAUUGGGAAGUCCUUGGUGUUCACCAACUGAUUCUUAGAAUGCUGACAGUCCAUCAUGCCAAUGUGAGCCUGUCAACAAUUGGGCUGAAGGCCUUAGACCUCCUCCUAACUUCUGGUAAAAUCACUUUGCUGAUACUGGAUGAAGAAAGUGAUGUUUUCCUGUUAAUUUUUGGUGCCAUGCGUACAUACUCAGCCAAUGAUGAAGUGCAGAAGCUUGGAUGCAGAGCCUUACAUGUGCUGUUUGAGAGAGUUUCUGAGGAACAACUAAUUGAAUUUGUUGAGAACAAAGAUUAUAUGAUAUUACUAAGUGUAUUAAAGAGUUUUAAUGAUGAAGAGGAAAUUGUGUUUCAUGUACUGCACUGCUUACAUUCCCUAGCAAUUCCCUGCAAUAAUGUUGAAGUCCUCAUGAGUGGCAAUGUCAGGUGCUAUAAUAUUGUGGUAGAAGCUAUGAAGACAUUCCCUACCAAUGAAAAAAUUCAAGAAGUGAGUUGCUGCUUGCUCCAUAGGCUUACAUUGGGUAAUUUUUUCAAUAUUCUGGUCUUAAAUGAGGUCCAUGAGUCUGUGGUCAAAGCUGUGAGGAGGCACCCAGAGAACGCAGUGCUGCAGAUCUCAGCGCUCAGCUGCUUGGCGCUCCUCACUGAGACCAUUUUUCUGAACCAAGACUUAGAGGAAAGGAAUGAGAAUCAGGAGAAUGCGGAGGAGGAAGAGGAUAAGUUGUUUUGGCUGGAAGCCUGCUACAAAGCCUUAACGAGGCACAGAAAGAACAAGCACGUGCAGGAGGCUGCAUGCUGGGCGCUAAAUAAUCUCCUUAUGUACCAAAGCAGUUUACACGAGAAGAUUGGAGAUGAAGAUGGCCAGCUCCCAGCCCACAGGGAGGUGAUGCUGUCCAUGCUUAUGCACUCAUCAUCCAAAGGUGUUGUCCAGGCAUCUGCAAAUGCAUUGUCUACUCUCUUGGAACAAAAUGUCAAUUUCAGAAAAAUCCUGUUGUCAAAAGGAAUACACCUGAAUGUUUUAGAGUUAAUGCAGAAACACAUUCACUCUCCUGAAGUGGCUGAAAGUGGCUGUAAAAUGCUGAAUCAUCUUUUUGAAGAAAGCAACACUUCCCUGGAUAUAAUGGUUGCAGUGGUCCCCAAAAUAAUAACAGUUAUGAAAAUCCACGAGAAUGCUGUAUCAGUCCAGCUGGAGGCACUUCGAGCUGUCUUACAUUUCAUAGUACCAGGUAUGCCAGAAGAAUAUAGGGAUGAAUCUCAACGUAAGCUAAAUAUGGUUAGAAAACAAUGUUUCAGAAGUGACAUUCACAGACUUGUUCUGGCAACUUUGAACAGGUUCAUUGGAAAUCCUGGCAUUCAGAAAUGUGGAUUGAAACUAAUGUCUUCUCUAGCACACUUUCCUGAAGUGGUAGAUAUGUUGUCUUUGCAUGGUGCUCUGGAUUCGGUGCUUCACAUACUACAGAUGUAUCCAGAUGACCAAGAAAUUCAGUGUCUGGGGUUAAGCCUUAUAGGAGACUUGAUUACAAAGAAGAAUUUAUGCACAGGAACAGGGCACCUGCUGGCAAAAAUUCUGGUUUCCAGUUUACAGAGAUUUAAAGAUGUUUUUGAAUUGCAGAUUACAGGGUUUCAGACAAUCUUGGCAAUCCUUGACUUGUCAGCAUCUUUCUCCAAACUGCUGGUGCAUCAUUCCCUGGAUUCAGUAAUAUUCCAUCAGAUGGCUUCCAGUGUUCUGGAGCAAAAGGAUCAACAGCUUCUAAACCUGUGUUGCAAGUGCUUUUCAAAACUGGCUGUGGAUGAUCAGCUAAAAAGUGUGAUGCUGGAGAGAGCAUGUGAACAGAACAACAGCAUCAUGGUGGAAUGCUUGCUUCUUCUGGGUGCUGAUGCCAACCAAGCGAAGGACACAACUUCUUUAGUGUAUCGGGUAUGUGAGAAAGAGAGCAGCCCUAAAUUGGUGGAAUUAUUGCUGAAUAGUGGAUGUCGUGAGCAAGAUGUACGGAAAGCACUGACAGUAAGCAUCCAGAAAGGUGACAGCCAGGUCAUCAGUUUGCUCUUGAAGAGGCUUGCCUUGGAUUUGGCCAACAAUAGCAUUUGCCUUGGAGGCUUUUGCAUGGGAAAAAUUGAACCUUCUUGGCUUGGUCCUUUAUUUCCAGAUAAGACAUCAAAUUUAAGAAAACAAACAAAUAUAGGAUCAUUACUAGCAAGAACCGUGCUCCGAUAUCAGAAGAAAAGUGCUAUGGAUGAAGCAGCAGCCUCAGACAGUGAUGUCAACUAUCCUGAUGAUGUUCUUCAGAAAUUUGAUGACUGGAUCUUCAUUCCUGACUCUUCUGUGGACAGUGUGUUUGGCCAAAGCGAUGAUCUGGAUAGUGAAGGAAGUGAAAAUUCAUUUCUUGUGAAAAGAAAGUCAAAUUCAGUUAGUGCAGGAGAAUUUUGCAGAGAUCCUACCUUGCAGCACUACUCUCCAAAUUUGCAAAGGCAUUCUAAUUCACUGGGUCCUAUUUUUGAUCAAGAAGACUUACUGAAGCAAAAACGAAAAAUACUGUCUUCAGAUGAUUCACACAGAUCUUCAAAACUUCAAUCCCAAAUGAGGAAUUCAGACAGCAUUUCUUCCCUGGCUUCUGAGAGAGAACAUAUUACAUCAUUAGACCUUUCAGCCAAUGAACUCCAAGACAUUGAUGCCCUCAGCCAGAGAUGCUGUAUCACUGGCCACCUGGAGCAUCUGACAAAGCUGGAGCUUCAUCAGAAUGCACUCACAGGCUUCCCACAACUGCUCUGUGAAACUCUAAAGUGUCUGACACAUUUGGAUUUGCACAGUAAUAAACUUACAUCGUUUCCCUCUUACUUGUUGAAAAUGACUUGUAUCACCAACCUUGAUGCCUCUCGAAAUGACAUCGGACCUUUCAUAGUUUUAGACUCCACAGUGAAGUGCCCAUCCCUGAAACAGCUGAACCUGUCAUACAACCAGCUCUCUGCUACUCCUGAGAACCUUGCUGAUGUGGUGGAGAAGCUCGAACAGCUUAUUUUAGAAGGAAAUAAAAUAUCUGGGAUAAGUUCUCCUUUGAACCUAAAGGAACUGAAGAUUUUAAACCUUAAUAAAAACCACAUUUCAUCCCUGCCUGACAACUUUUUUGAAGCUUGUCCCAAAGCGGAGAGUUUCAGUGCCAGAAUGAACUAUCUAGCUGCUAUGCCUUUUUUACCUUCUUCUAUAACAAGCCUAAAAUUAUCUCAAAACAAGUUUACAAACAUUCCAGAUACAAUUUUAAUCCUACCACACUUACGGUCCUUGGAUAUGAGCCACAAUAACAUAGAACUUCUGCCAGGUCCCACACAUUGGAAAUCUCUGAACUUAAGGGAACUCAUAUUUAGCUAUAACCAGAUUAGCAUCUUGGACUUGAGUGAAAAAGCACACACAUGGGCUAGAGUAGAGAAAUUGCAUCUCUCUCAUAAUAAACUGAAAGAGAUUCCUCCUGAGAUUGGUUUUCUUGAAAAUCUGACAUCAUUUGAUGUUAGUUACAACUUGGAGCUAAGAUCCUUUCCCAAUGAAAUGGGGAAAUUGAGCAAAAUAUGGGAUCUUCCUUUGGAUGAAUUGCAUCUCAAUUUUGAUUUUAAAUAUAUAGGUUGUAAAGCCAAAGACAUCAUAAGGUUUCUUCAACAGCGAUUAAAAAAGUCUGUACCUUAUAAUCGAAUGAAACUUAUGAUUGUGGGAAAUACUGGGAGUGGUAAAACCACCUUAUUGCAACAAUUAAUGAAAAUCAAGAAAUCAGACCUUGGAAUGCAGGGUGCAACAGUUGGCAUAGAUGUGAAAGACUGGCUUAUCCAUAUAAAAGGCAAAAGAAAGAAGGACCUUGUUCUAAAUGUGUGGGACUUUGCAGGUCGUGAGGAAUUCUACAGUACUCAUCCUCACUUCAUGACACAGCGGGCAUUGUACCUUGCUGUCUAUGACCUCAGCAAAGGGCAGGCAGAAGUGGAUGCUAUGAAGCCCUGGCUCUUCAACAUAAAGGCUCGUGCUUCCUCUUCCCCUGUGAUUCUUGUGGGCACACAUUUGGAUAUUUCUGAUGAGAAACAGCGGAAAGCCUGCAUAGGCAAAAUCACCAAAGAACUCUUAAAUAAACGAGGAUUCCCUGCAAUCCGAGAUUAUCACUUUGUGAAUGCUACUGAGGAAUCUGAUGCUUUGGCAAAACUUCGGAAAACCAUCAUAAAUGAGAGUCUUAAUUUCAAGAUCCGAGAUCAGCCUGUUGUUGGGCAGCUCAUUCCAGAUUGCUACGUAGAACUUGAGAAAAUCAUUUUAUCUGAGCGUAAAUAUGUGCCAAUUGAAUUUCCCAUAAUUGACCAGAAACGUUUAUUACAACUAGUGAAAGAAAAUCAGCUACAGUUGGAUGAAAAUGAACUUCCCCAUGCCAUUCAUUUCCUUAAUGAAUCAGGGGUCCUUCUUCAUUUUCAAGACCCGGCACUUCAGUUAAGUGACUUAUAUUUUGUGGAACCCAAGUGGCUGUGCAAAGUCAUGGCGCAGAUUUUGACAGUAAAAGUGGAAGGCUAUCCAAAACAUCCAAAAGGAAUUAUUUCACGUAGAGAUGUGGAAAAAUUUCUUUCAAAGAAAAAGCGAUUUCCAAGGAAUUACAUGACCCAGUACUUUAAACUCUUGGAAAAAUUCCAGAUUGCCUUGCCGUUAGGAGAAGAAUAUUUGUUGGUUCCAAGCAGUUUAUCUGACCACAGACCUGUGAUAGAACUUCCUCAUUGUGAGAACUCUGAAAUUAUCAUUCGGCUAUAUGAAAUGCCCUAUUUUCCAAUGGGAUUUUGGUCAAGACUAAUCAAUCGAUUACUUGAAAUUUCUCCUUUCAUGCUUUCAGGGAGAGAUCGAGCACUUCGCCCAAACAGAAUGUACUGGCGACAAGGUAUCUACUUGAAUUGGUCUCCUGAAGCUUAUUGCCUGGUAGGAUCUGAAGUCUUAGAUAAUCACCCUGAAAGUUUCUUGAAAAUUACAGUUCCAUCUUGUAGGAAAGGCUGUAUUCUUUUGGGCCAAGUGGUGGACCACAUUGAUUCUCUCAUGGAAGAAUGGUUUCCUGGAUUGCUAGAGAUUGAUAUUUGUGGUGAAGGAGAAACUCUGUUAAAGAAAUGGGCAUUAUAUAGUUUUAAUGAUGGUGAAGAACAUCAAAAGAUCCUCCUUGAUGACUUGAUGAAGAAAGCAGAAGAAGGAGAUCUUCUAGUAAAUCCAGAUCAGCCAAGGUUCACUAUUCCAAUAUCUCAAAUUGCUCCUGACUUGAUUUUGGCUGACCUGCCUAGAAAUAUCAUGCUGAAUAAUGAUGAGUUGGAAUUUGAGCAAGCUCCAGAGUUUCUACUAGGUGAUGGGAGUUUUGGGUCAGUUUAUCGAGCAGCCUAUGCAGGAGAGGAAGUGGCUGUGAAGAUUUUUAAUAAACACACAUCACUUAGGCUGUUAAGACAAGAGCUGGUGGUGCUCUGUCACCUCCACCAUCCCAGCUUAAUAUCUCUGCUGGCAGCUGGGAUACGUCCUCGGAUGUUGGUGAUGGAGUUGGCCUCCAAGGGUUCUUUGGAUCGCCUGCUUCAGCAGGACAAAGCCAGCCUCACCAGGACCCUCCAGCACAGGAUUGCACUGCAUGUGGCUGAUGGCUUGAGAUAUCUCCACUCAGCCAUGAUUAUAUACCGUGACCUGAAGCCCCACAAUGUGCUCCUUUUUACUCUCUAUCCCAAUGCAGCCAUCAUUGCAAAGAUCGCAGACUAUGGGAUUGCACAGUACUGCUGUAGAAUGGGGAUAAAAACGUCAGAGGGCACCCCAGGAUUCCGUGCACCUGAAGUUGCCAGAGGAAAUGUCAUUUAUAAUCAACAAGCUGACGUUUAUUCAUUUGGCUUGCUUCUCUAUGACAUUUUGACAACAGGAAGUAGAAUAGCAGAGGGUUUAAAGUUUCCAAAUGAGUUUGAUGAAUUAGCAAUACAAGGAAAAUUACCUGAUCCAGUUAAAGAAUAUGGUUGCGCCCCAUGGCCAAAGGUUGAGAAGUUAAUUAAAAAGUGUUUGAAAGAAAAUCCUCAAGAAAGGCCUACUUCUGCCCAGGUCUUUGACAUUUUGAAUUCGGCUGAAUUAAUUUGUCUCAUGAGACAUAUUUUAAUACCUAAAAACAUUACUGUUGAAUGCUUAGUUGCAACAAACCCUACCAGCAAGAACGCAAGCAUUUGGCUGGGCUGUGGGCACACUGACAAUGGUCAGCUCUCUUUUCUUGACUUAAACACAGAAGGAUACAACCAUGAGGAAGUUACAGAUAGCAGAAUACUUUGCUUGGCUUUGGUGCAUCUUUCUGCUGAAAAAGAGAAUUGGAUUGUGUGCGGAACACAGUCUGGUGUUCUUCUGGCCAUCAAUACUGAAGAUGAGACAAAGAGACAUACCCUUGAAAAGAUGUCUGAUUCUGUUACUUGUUUGUAUUACAAUUUAUUCUGCAAGCAGAGCAAGCAAAAAAAUUUUCUUCUGGUGGGAACUGCUGAUGGUAAUUUAGCAAUUUUUGAAGACAAGACUGUUAAGUGUAAAGGAACUGCUCCCUUGAAGAUACUACGUGUGGGGGAUAUCAGCACACCACUAAUGUGCUUGACUGAGUCCACAAAUUCAUCUGAAAGAAACAUCAUGUGGGGAGGAUGUGGCACAAAGGUUUUCUCACUUUCUAGUGAUUUCACUAUUCAGAAACUCAUUGAGACAAGGACAAAUUCAAUGUUUUCUUAUGCAGCUUUCAGUGAUUCCAACAUCAUAGCAGUGGUGGUAGACACAGUUCUCUAUAUUGCCAAGAAAAACAGCCCUGUGGUGGAAGUGUGGGAUAAGAAGACAGAAAAACUCUGUGAACUGAUAGACUGUGUGCACUUUUUAAAGGACAUAAUGGUCAAUAUGAACAAGGAAUCAAAGCAUAAGAUGUCUUAUCUUGGGAGAGUGAAAGCCCUCUGCCUUCAGAAGAACACAGCUCUCUGGAUAGGAACUGGAGGAGGCCACAUCUUACUCCUGGAUCUUUCAACUCGACAACUUAUACGUGUCAUUAACAACUUUUGUGAUUCCAUUAGAGUCAUGGUACCAGCACAGCUAGGAAGCCUUAAAAAUGUCUUGCUGGUUUUGGGGUAUAAGCGGAAAAGUACUGAAGGUACUCAACAACAAAAAGAAAUACAAUAUUGCUUGUCUAUAUGGGACAUCAAUCUUCCACAUGAAGUACAAAAUCUAGGAAAACACAUUGAAGUGAGGACAGAAUUAACUGAAAAAAUGAGAAGAACAUCUUUUGAAUAAGAGCCUAGCACAGAUAUCUCUGCCAUUGAAUUUAAGAUUUGUUUCCCUCUCAUUUAAAUACUUCUUUAACAAUGUUUACAUUGAAAAGGGUAUUUUCACUCUUAUAAAUAGCUUGUAUGUAUAUGAAGGAAUGUUUAUAUGUUUUAUGUUUAAUUUAUGUAUAUGUAAAAAUAGUUACCAAUGAAAGUGUGUUCCUAAAAGCUAUUUAAAAUA
Molecule: messenger RNA, 7794 nt
Organism: Jaculus jaculus (lesser Egyptian jerboa)
Lineage: Eukaryota; Metazoa; Chordata; Mammalia; Rodentia; Dipodidae
Gene: Lrrk2
Product: leucine rich repeat kinase 2
Exons: 51
Coding region: 16-7581 (2521 amino acids)
Biological process (GO): protein phosphorylation
Molecular function (GO): protein binding; GTP binding; protein kinase activity
Source: RefSeq, a predicted model, not a curated record